CGCAGCCGGGAACCCCGGCGCGGGCGAUGCGGGCGCCGGCGGCGGCACCUGCGGCUCCUCUUGGCGGCGGCGGUGGCCUCGGCGGUAGCAGCGCGGGCCCCAGCAGCCUCGGCAGCCACAGCCGCUGCGGCCCGGACACCCUCCGCCGCGGACGCCGCUUCUGAUGCGCCUGCCCGCUCGCGGCUCCGCGGCUCCGGGAGGAUGUGGGUCCUCGGCGUCGCGGCAACUUUUUGCGGAUUGUUCUUGCUUCAAGGCUUUGCGUUGCAAAUCCAGUGCUACCAGUGUGAAGAAUUCCAGCUGAAUAACGACUGCUCCUCCCCCGAGUUCAUCGUGAAUUGCACGGUGAAUGUUCAAGACAUGUGUCAGAAAGAAGUGAUGGAGCAAAGCGCAGGAAUCAUGUACCGCAAGUCGUGUGCAUCGUCGGCAGCCUGCCUCAUCGCCUCGGCUGGGUACCAGUCCUUCUGCUCCCCAGGGAAACUGAACUCGGUGUGCAUCAGCUGCUGCAACACCCCUCUGUGCAACGGGCCCCGGCCCAAGAAAAGGAGCAGUUCUGCCUCGGCCCUUCGGCCGGGGCUCCCCAGCACCAUCCUGCUCCUCAAAUUAGCCCUUUUCUUGGCACACUGCUGA
Molecule: messenger RNA, 627 nt
Organism: Hippopotamus amphibius kiboko
Lineage: Eukaryota; Metazoa; Chordata; Mammalia; Artiodactyla; Hippopotamidae
Gene: LYPD1
Product: LY6/PLAUR domain containing 1
Exons: 3
Coding region: 202-627 (141 amino acids)
Biological process (GO): acetylcholine receptor signaling pathway
Molecular function (GO): acetylcholine receptor inhibitor activity
Source: RefSeq, a predicted model, not a curated record